AACAUGUUUUCCCUGAUCUUUGCCUGUACCUGCGGGGUGAUCCUGGGCAUCGGUUUCUGUGCCAACCUACUGGUGUUCUCUCUGUUCGCCAAGUACAACACCCUGAGGAAGAACUGUCUGGACAUCCUGCUGCUUAGCAUGGCUCUGGCAGACUUCCUCACCCUGCUGCUCAUCCCCUUCACCCUGCACUCCGCCAUCAGCUACUCGUGGCCGCUGGGGGACACCUCCUGCAAGGUGUACCAGUUCUUUCUGGCCUUCUCCCUGGCAGCCAGCACCUACAGCCUGUGUGCUGUGUCCAUGACACGUGCCAUGAUCAUCACCAACCCCUACCACCCUCCUACCAUGGACCUGGUAGUCCUGAUGUUCGUCUUGGUCUGGGCAUCAGCCUUCUUCAUCAGCCUGCCUCUGAGGAUCUUUGCCACCAAGGAGAGCCUGAGCCCCGGCUUGGGUAAUUUUACAUUCUGCCUGCCCACCAUACAGGAACACCACUAUCAGGUGGUCCUCAGCCAGUUCAUGCUCUACUACUUCGUCCCUAUGCUGGUGAUCGCCUUCAACUACGUCCGGUUGGCCUGCUUCCUCCACAAGAGCCCAGUCAUGUCUGUGGCCAGUGCCCGCAACACACGCCGAGCCUCCUUUAUGGUGUUCCUGGCGGCCGGGACCUUCUCCAUCUGCUGGCUUCCCGGGUACAUCCUGGAGCUGUGUGUGUACCUUGGGCUCUACCGUCACGGCCAGUCCUGGGAGAUGUUCUACUUCAUCUGCACCGUGCUCCAGUACCUCCAUCCCUGUGUUAACCCCGUGCUCUAUGUGCUGCUGUCCAAGAGGUACCGCCACCGCAGGAGUGCCUGGUUGUUUAACUGCAACAGGAAUAGGGUGCAGCCGCAGGUUGUCAGCAUCACUACAGAGACUAUGUAGACACACUGGUCACGAGGGGAGCUGGAUUUGCUUUGAGAUGGUGGAAAGCCUAAUCUCGUCACCCAGGAUGAAAUAUGGUGUGCGCAUUAUUGGAUGAUGUUGAUACAGUCUGAAUAUGAAUACAGCACAUUACAUUGCAGUGCAGUACAUUAGCUCACAUUCAUCGGUGAGGUUCCUGAUGCAGUUUUUUUGUGUUGGUGUUUUACCGAUCUGUUUAUUUUAGUUUGUACAGUUACUUUCCGCUUCUUCUUUUUGUGUUUCAU
Messenger RNA from Oncorhynchus masou masou (cherry salmon), 1175 nucleotides. RefSeq names its product galanin receptor 2a. Gene Ontology annotation, biological process: G protein-coupled receptor signaling pathway. The transcript has 4 exons. Gene Ontology annotation, molecular function: neuropeptide receptor activity. Gene Ontology annotation, cellular component: plasma membrane. The record is from RefSeq and is a predicted model, not a curated record. NCBI's taxonomy places the organism in Eukaryota, Metazoa, Chordata, Actinopteri, Salmoniformes, Salmonidae. Bases 4 to 912 code for a protein of 302 amino acids.